AUGACCCUCCUCAUCACCGGCAUCUUUGGCAUUCUUUUGGCCUUCGCGCCGAGCUGGGGCUGGGUCUGCCUCCUCUUCGCGGCGCUCGGUUUCGGUGUGGGCGGCAAUUUGCCCGUCGACGGCGCGCUGUUCCUCGAGUUCCUCCCCGACGCGUCGUCUUCGCUCCUGACGCUGCUGUCUGUGUGGUGGCCCGUGGGCCAGUUAUCGUCGUCGCUGGCGGCGUGGUACUUCAUCGCGAACUGGCCGCCCGCCGAAGGGUGGAGGAGGUUCGUCCUGACGAUUGGACUGGUGACCUUUCUGAUGUUUGUCGUCCGCUUCUUCGCCUUCCAGCUCUUCGAGUCGCCCAAGUUCCUGCUGUCGAAGAACAGACAGGCGGAGGCGGUAGCCGUGAUCCACGGCAUCGCGUUCCGCAACGGCGCAAAGACGUGGCUCACCGAAGAAAUCCUCGACGCGGUCGCCGAAGGCGUCGUCGUCGACGGAGAACCUCUCGGCCGGUCGUCCUCCCGCCCGGGAAGAACCACGAGCGUCCUCCGCGAAAGGCUAAAGUCGUUCUCGGGAGACCGCCUCCGUCCCCUGUUCAAAACACGCACCCUCGGCCUCGCGACGGCGAUAGUCUGGUUCGUCUGGGCGACGAUCGGCAUGGGAUACCCGCUCUUCAACGCCUUCCUCCCGCAGUACCUCUCCCACGGCGGCUCCGCGCCUCCCGAGGGGUCCCCCGACGAGGGCGCGACGCCCAUCACCCCGGACACGUACCGCACCUACGCCAUCACCUCCGCCGUCGGCGUCCCGGGGAGCCUGCUGGCCGCGUACCUGGUCGACCACAAGUCUCCCUGGCUGGGCCGCCGCGGCACCCUCGCGUCCUCCAGUUUCGUGUCGGCCGUCUUCCUGUUCAUGUUUGUAAAGUUCGGGACGUCGCCCGCCUCGCAGCUCUUCUUCUCCUGCGUCGAGGCCUUCUCGCAGAACAUCAUGUACGGCGUGCUCUACGCCUUCACGCCGGAGAUCUUCCCCGCGCCGGUGCGGGGCGCCGGCACGGGGAUGGCGAGUUUUCUGAACCGCGCAAUGGGGCUCAUGGCGCCGCUUUUGGCGGCGAACAUGCCUGGCGACGGGACGACGACGCCGAUUUAUCUGUCUGGAGCGCUGAUUCUUGCGGCGUUCGUGGGGAUGUGUCUGAUUCCCAUCGAGACGAGGGGACGACAGAGGCUAUAA
Colletotrichum truncatum is the source of this 1206-nucleotide messenger RNA. Its product is annotated as major facilitator superfamily transporter. The record is from RefSeq and is a predicted model, not a curated record. Gene Ontology annotation, cellular component: membrane. Gene Ontology annotation, biological process: transmembrane transport. Lineage: Eukaryota; Fungi; Ascomycota; Sordariomycetes; Glomerellales; Glomerellaceae. Gene Ontology annotation, molecular function: transmembrane transporter activity.